Daktulosphaira vitifoliae (grape phylloxera) is the source of this 2947-nucleotide messenger RNA. RefSeq lists its product as uncharacterized. Lineage: Eukaryota; Metazoa; Arthropoda; Insecta; Hemiptera; Phylloxeridae. The record is from RefSeq and is a predicted model, not a curated record. The coding region runs from base 345 to 1937 and encodes 530 amino acids. The transcript has 9 exons.
GUGGUGCGUUGCAACGGGUAUAAGUUACGGUGCGGCCAAUAAAGCCGAAAAGCGCGGCGUGGUCGAUACCGUAAUCGUAUCUCCUCCUGAUAAUGUUAAUAUAUUAAAGAACGUUUGGACUCCCGAGACGUCAGUCGUAGAUAUGUAGCUGUGCGGUACGGUGGAGGUCCGAAAACGGGAUCUGCUGUGUUUUACGCACAUGGCACGCAGGAACGCUAAUGACCCCCAAAGCAGCUGCAAGGAUAUUAUUAUUAAAGAUAACUGAACACAUUGCGGAAAUCCGAGAAUACAUCUGUCGAAAAACUGGCUCGUUUAGCCGCCAUUAUUGACAAUCGAAAAAGAUAAUGAUGUCUGGAGUGUCGAGCUUUUGUGAUAUCCUCAACGUGAAGGUCGUAGGAGACCCUGACUGGAGACAGCGUUUUGUGGUCCUGAGUAACAGUACUCUAUGGAUCUAUGGAGACGAUCAAGACCCUCGAAGAACAAAAAUUCAUCCUGUCAGAGACUUAUCAGCGUCUCGGAGAAUAUCCGAUGGCAGUCAGUUAGUUUUACACAUAAAAAAUAUCGCGAAGUUGGAUUGGUUUAAAGUUAAGUUUACAUCUGAGAAACAUUUGAACGCUUGGAAAAAGCGUAUUAGGCAAGUGAAGGAAGCCUGGAACGAAGAUACUUACCUGCAAUAUCUAGACCAAAAGUCUCAGCUUAGAUGUCCUUACGAGCCAUUAACUAGAUUGAAUAGACAGGUUCCCAGUACCAAGCUUCUUAAACCUCGUUUACCAUUUUCAAGGAGUCGCUCGCUACAAGAAAUAAUUAGUUGGGAAAAAUUACCAAUGACCUUGACCCAAGUAAAUAAAGAAGUGUUGUGUGAAAUGAAUGAUAUUGAAGCAAUUUUAAUAAAAGCUCGAAUAAACAUCUUGGAAAAUGAGAUGAUUUACAACAAGGAAAUGGACAAAAUGUUGGCCGCUUUCAAAAAGAGAGCUUUGUGGCCCGAUUAUUUUUUGAUGGAUGAUAAAUCGCUCAUCGAACAGACUCUUUGCAAGUUGAAAGAAAGUUCAGACACUUUAUUACACGACGUCUCAGAUAUGUGGCCGACGUGCUCAAUGGUCCUGGAGAGAUUGGACGAUUUGGCUAUCCUACUCGUAGAACAUCUAAAAUCUGUGGCUAGAACUCGGGUGAUAACUUUUUGUCAUCUUCUACGGGACUUUAGGCCGUUUUUAAGAAACAACCUUGAAAGCGUGGACGAUAUUUAUUCGGACGUUUACAGCGAAUAUUUUUAUGUUGAACGAGCACUGUUGCCCAUUUUUCGCGUGUAUAAGCUCAAGGGAAUAUCUAAAAAACUCGCCGUCAUGUUAGCCGCGUCCAACAACAUUAAUUGCGAACGGUGGAACGAGCUAUUCGAUCUAUGCAAUGAGACAUUGAAAGAAACCUACGCCGAGCUUUCGCGGUUAUUCGGCGACCAUUAUUCGUUGAGCGUUUCUCAGUUGUUUGCCUUCAGCGACAAGCAUGCAGCUUUCGAGCGCAACGGAAACAUGAGUCUGUUCGAGAAAUUCGAGCUUGCCAAGGAGAUCAGCGAGAUAUGUGACUCGGUGGUGCCGCUCAUCAAGGUGGUCAUCGUGGAGGGCGGCAAACGCGACUCGGAUGGCGUGUGUGAAAAACGCGGGUUGGUCGACGACCCGUUCUGUGGCAACAGGAAAGCUGCAGCUGUCGUUGCCCAGGAAAUAAACACCGUCAAGAAUCCUUUUACCGCGUUUAUGGAGGAGGACAUCGACAGGCCCGGCCGGAAGAGGAAGAUUUCCGUGACCAAGUCAUAUGAGCUCAAAGUAUACUCGAGCUCGGUCAACUAUUUCCAAGAGAGCGAUGUGAACAUUCAAGAAGGAUUUCCGGUCGGAAGCUAUAGAAAUUCGUUUAAAGACACCGCGAUGCGUGCCCAGAUGGUGUCGUAAAACGGUUUGCACAAAAAUUAAUGCACAAUCAUUCAUGUCUAUUCUUGCAAUCUUGACAAAGAUAUUGUUUUUGACGAUCAUUGUAGAUUUGCUUGUAGAAAAAAACAUUUCCUGAAAAAAAGUAUACAUGCUCAGGACCUCGUGUAGUGCAACUAGACGAAGGUUUACACUUAGAUUCGUUACUAGUAGUGUGCCCUCAAAUUGACAGGUGUGCCUGAGUGUAAUGCGGAUGCGGAAUUUCUUUAUGGAGUUCGGGGAUCGACGAAGAACUAUCGCUAAAUUGUCUUUUAAACGCUUCUUCUCGUGCUUGACACUCUCGCGUAACAGCCACAACAACAUUAUAAUUUAGUGACAUUAGUCUUGUACAUAGAUUCAACGUAUAAUCUGAUUGCCAUCUUCGUGACUGCUAAGACGUCUUCGCCACCAAUCUAAUGCGCACAAACCUUGUCUUAAACCGUAGUAUAUAAUAUGGUUUAGAACGACACGCCUUUAACGGCACUAUAAUAAUUUAGUUACAUUAUAGUUACUAUUACCGGUUAUAAGUGAUUGGAACACAUCAAUUUUAUAACCAUCAACCAAGAAUCAUUAGCUUAAAAAAAACUAUUAUACUUAUUCCAUGAAAAAUAUAAUCAACAGUAGAAAACGGUAUAUUUCAAAUCGUCAACCAAUUUAAGCAGUUUAUAAAUUUUCAUAUCGUUUUAAACUUGUAAAAUUAACUUUUAUUCGUGUGCAUCGCAGAAAAAAUUGUUUUUCAUUAAAAUGCAAAAAGGAAAGAAACCUUUAUUAUAUUUUUCAGUAUUAUAUAUUAUUAUAUUUACACAAUAACUUGUCAAAAGUUCCCGAAUAACUGUUUAUUAAAAGCAGCUAGUUAUUAUAUUAAUUAUUUAUUUAUUGGAAAUCACUUCUUUUUAUAUUAUAAUCGAUUUUUUGAUUAAUGAAAUUUACAAAACAAAGCUUUGUACUUAUUUUUUCAAUUUGUAAUAUACACAGUUAGUUGCCAUAGGAGAAAA